Kluyveromyces marxianus DMKU3-1042 is the source of this 2307-nucleotide messenger RNA. It is a transcript of the gene GEF1, whose product is annotated as Gef1p. Bases 1 to 2307 code for a protein of 768 amino acids. Gene Ontology annotation, biological process: chloride transport; intracellular copper ion homeostasis; transmembrane transport. Gene Ontology annotation, molecular function: voltage-gated chloride channel activity. Gene Ontology annotation, cellular component: Golgi apparatus; membrane; early endosome. The transcript has a single exon. The record is from RefSeq and is a predicted model, not a curated record. NCBI's taxonomy places the organism in Eukaryota, Fungi, Ascomycota, Saccharomycetes, Saccharomycetales, Saccharomycetaceae.
AUGUCAGGAAGUCUAAGGUUAAAUAUGGCAUAUGAAUUGGGGAGUAAUGAGGAGCAGGCUCCAGAAAAUAUACCCGAAGUUGCGAAUUUCGAUAAAUUCACAUCAGUAGACUGGAUUGACGAAGAACGACAUGCAUUGAUCAAGAAAGCUUUACCUUUGCGCGAUGAAUUUGAGAUCCCGACGUCCAGGUGGCACAGAUAUAAGCACUGGAUAUGGAGUAAAGGUAGUAGUUUUAUUACGUUAACUGCGAUUGGUCUCUUAAUAGGUGGAAUUGCAGGCUUUUUGCAGAUAUUUACCGAACUAUUAGUGAAUUGGAAGUCAGGUCAUUGUGCUCGUAACUGGUUAUUGAAUAAGACUUUCUGUUGUCCUAAGGAAUCUUUAGAGAAGAGGGGACUUCUUUUUGGAGCGUUUAAUACUGCCAGCACAGUUGCAGAUACCUUUGCGAAGCGAAGUCAAAGUAAAUGUAUUGAAGAUGGAAUCUGGGUAGAAACUACCAAUCCAAUACUAUCAUUUCUACUUUUCAUUUCUAUGUCUGUGGCAUUUGCGGUAGUAGCUUGUCUUAUGAUCCUACAUAUUGCUCCCUUUGCCACUGGCUCUGGUAUCUCAGAGAUCAAAACGUGGGUCUCGGGUUUCAAAUACACUAACGAAUUCUUGAACUUGAAGACUUUGAUUGUAAAAUCCAUUGCUCUUCCAUUGGCAAUUUCCUCUGGGUUAAGCGUUGGUAAAGAGGGGCCUUCUGUUCAUUAUGCUACUUGUUGUGGUUACGUUAUUACGAACUGGUUACUUGGGAAGGAGAUGUCAUUUUCUGAGCAAUCUGAAUAUUUAACAGCUGCAACCGCUGGAGGGGUUGCUGUUGCGUUCGGUGCUCCAAUAGGAGGUGUGCUAUUCUCUUUAGAAGAAAUGUCGUCCUCAUCUCACUUUAAACUUUCUACUCUCUGGAAAUCUUAUUACAUCGCAUUAGCAGGUAUCGCUGCUUUACAAUAUAUGAAUCCUUCGAGGAACGGGAAAAUCGUUGUAUUUGAGGUCAGGUAUGACAAAGACUGGUACGUUCAGGAAAUACCUAUAUUUAUUCUUUUUGGUAUAUUUGGAGGACUAUACGGUAAUUAUAUCAGUAAAUGGAAUGUUCACUAUGUUUCUUUCAGGAAGAGGUAUUUAUCCAGAUGGCCAUUACAAGAGGUAAUCAUACUAUCAUUGUUUACAGCCAUAAUCUCUUAUUUUAAUGAAUUUUUAAAAUUGGAUAUGACUGAAUCAAUGGGUUUCCUCUUUCAUGAAUGCCAAACCAGUGAUUCCUCCUCUUCUUGGUCCCAUAGGCUUUGUGAUGUUGACAAUGGUGGUUCCUUUUUGAAAUUCCUUAACCUUUUCUGCUCUUUAAUUUUUGCCACAGUUGUAAGGGCUUUACUUAUUGUUGCAUCAUAUGGGUGCAGGGUCCCAGCUGGGAUUUUUGUACCAUCGAUGGCUGUUGGUGCAACGUUUGGAAGAGCUGUCAGCUUGAUUGUCGAACGCUAUAUUACUGGCCCAAAUGUCAUCACCCCUGGAACAUAUGCUUUCCUUGGAGCUACUGCCGCUCUUAGUGGUAUUACAAACCUAACAUUAACUGUUGUAGUGAUCAUGUUUGAAGUUACGGGUGCUUUUACAUAUAUCCUUCCUACAAUGGUCGUUGUUGCAUUUACAAGAUUUGUGUUUUCUUCUUUUGGAGCUGAUGGUGGUAUUGCAGAUCAGAUGAUAGUAUUUAACGGAUUCCCAUUAAUGGAAGAACAAAAGGGGGAUCAUGAAUUCAUGGAAAAUUUCUUUGCAGAAGACAUUGUAACUCGCGAUUUGGUGUAUUUGGAAGAAACCAUGACCCGGGACUCACUUAUUAACAUAUUAGAAGGACCGGCUGCCACUAUUAGUACUCUACCAAUCUUAGAAAAAUUGGACUAUGGUAAACUAUCUUGUAAGGGGACGAUACUAACAAGAUAUAUUCGUAAUUACUUGGACACCGUUCCAGGCUCCCCAACUGACUUAAUAGACUUUAAAAAAAAUUCGGAACAUGAGUUAACACAAUUUGUUAACUUCACUCCGAUAUGCGUAAGCCCUUCGACGCCGUUAAGCAUACUAUUCAAACUAUUCCAAAAGUUGGGUUGUUCUUCUAUCGUGGUGGAGAAUGGUGGCGUUAUUAUGGGUUUGACAACUAAAAAAGACGUCGUCAGAUUUAUGAGGAUAAAGCAUAAAGAAAAUUUCGGUCCAUUAUAUGCUUUCGAUGAUAAAAUUGAUAAAAAAGCAUUCCACCUGAUAGAAUUCUGUAUAAGUAAGUUUGCAAGAAGGUAG